This is a messenger RNA of Ceratosolen solmsi marchali, 2670 nucleotides long. RefSeq names its product CABIT domain-containing protein serrano (gene sano). NCBI's taxonomy places the organism in Eukaryota, Metazoa, Arthropoda, Insecta, Hymenoptera, Agaonidae. The transcript is spliced from 10 exons. The record is from RefSeq and is a predicted model, not a curated record. Bases 523 to 2433 code for a protein of 636 amino acids.
UAUCUUGAUAUUAUAGAAGAAAAGUGAUGUAUAAUUAAAAGGUUUUUCUUCUUAAAUUUUGACAAUUUGUGGACAUUUAAGCAUUUUUCUCUUUGGAUCACAGGAUAUACCAUUUUUACUAUCUUGGGGCAGAUUAGAAAUAAGUAAUCAUCUAGUAGCAAGGUCGGCGUGUUCGAAGAAGGUAAGUCAUUUACCAGUCGCCUCUUCGAUAGUCCCGAUGGCGUUACAGACUUGUACCGUUAUGAGCCGAAGGCCGAAGGUCGAAGAUGCAUCUCCACAAAACAUUAACCAGACGGUGAGCUUUGAUGAAACAUCAAUAACGAUAGUGAAAGAACGCGAGAAACGAAUUUAGUCUGUUCAGCGACAACAUUAAUCAUGGGGCCCAGGCAGAUAGCGAAGUCGCAGCAGGAGCAGGGCCAUCGGCAUCCAACGGCUAAAUACUAAGUACUCUGGGUUGGGUGAAAAGGGGGGGGGGAACUGGAGCCAGAGGCAGAAUUGUGCAACUCUCGUGGACGAAGAUCCAUGGCAGCAACCGAUGGGCAGAUCGUUGUGGCCGCGGCCCGCUGGGCUGACGAGGCAACCUAUCUGCGUGAGUUCGUUGCCAAGUAUCGAUUGCCUGCUGUCAUUAAAAUCACCAAGGGUCAAUACGGCGGCCUCGGUGUGCCCACUCUUCCCGCCCCUAGUCUCCAGAGCACCGUUUUACUGGUUUCGGCGGGUCGGCGUCGUAAAAUUGUUGCUCAAGCCGUUAAGAUCAAGGAAGGGCGUCGAGUGGUGGGCGUAGGACCGCGGCUCGCCAUCCCCGAUUCCUAUGUGGGCUACUUCGAGAUCCUGAGUGAGGAAGGUCGCGCUGUCCGAGGUAUAGAGUCGGUGAGCGAACUCGCACGCCGCUGUCCCGAGGAGGGGGCUCUCGUGCGCGAGAGCGUCCGUGGCCUCGCUUGCAAGUUCGAUGAAGCGGGCUCCGUUCUGCCCGAAGGUACCCGCAUCCUCCAUGCCGGCGAUACAAUCGUUGUACUUGGAGAGUUCGUUCUGCCCGGCCGCGGGCGCUUCUUACGAUGCGUAGACUGCCGCGGGGAGGGUAUUCUCCUGCCGAUGGAGCAGCGAGCGCGCUUUAGCGCCCUAGCGCGCGAGGACAACAUCAGCGGUGUGCAUACGGCCCGAGCCCUCCUGAGCAAACGACUACCACUGACGGUGCGUCUAGUGCAUGGACAACCACCACGAGGCCUCAAGUCGUCCUCGCAUUUUUUACCAGAGCUGCGGCUGCUCUCGAGUUUUGAGGAGGAGCACGUGUUUGCUCUGCCGUUACAACGGGAAGGUGCAGCGUUAGCCCUGCCAUUGGCCGCACCCCUGAAACUCGUCAAGGCGCGAAACGAGGAGGUUCUGAGAACAAUGCCAGAACUAGGGAGGCUCAUCGAGAGAGCCUCCAAACUGGUGGCGGACGUUGCCGAUAGGGCUCACGUUUUGGAUGGUAGAUUGGGGGAUAAUAAAUCUAACCGUCAAAGUCGAAGCGGUGGAUUUCUCCGGCGUUCGGCAAGUUCCGAUAGUGCAAAUAUUGGCACCCAUCACCGACAUCACCAUCACCACCAUUACCAUCAGCACACCACAUCAAACCAUGGUCACGGUUAUCGAGACGAAAACCGCGUACCGCCGUCUACUUAUACGGAAGAGUACGACGAAAUUGAUCAGAUUUAUGACUAUGUACGAGGUUUCGCACCUCUACCCAAGACCGUGAGGCCUCCCUAUGAAAAUGGAAUCCUUGGAAAUGGUUUAACUAGCGUCAAUCAACAAUCAAAUGGCUUAGGAAGUUCAACAUUAACACCGGUAACGGUGACAAUCACACCACUGUUAGAUGAUAGACCCGAACCACCUCCUAUUGAAACAAUACCGACAAAAAAAAAUCAGGCUGAAAAACGAACGCGUCGAGCUGUGAAGGAGGGGCCACCUCCUACAUCAACGACAACAGGCGGCAUGAUACGACCGGAGAAACCUCCGUUGGCAAAACUGUACGUAAAGAACAGUGGUACACAAAGAGGUCGGCCGCUCAUGAGACAAAAAAGUGCAUCGCCACUGAAGGAGACCCCGCCGAGCUUUAAAGGCGGCUCACCUCUCUUUAACAUUCGCUACAAGAGCCUUACAAACUUGCAACAGGCAAUGGAGCUUGACGGCACGCUCGACUCCAGUCAUUCAGGUGGCAGAACUUCGGGUGAUUCUGGUGCUGGGGCCAAGUUACCUGAAAAAAGAUCACGACGACUGAGCAGACCGCGGUCCCUUACAAAUCUUGUUUGGGAGCUUCGAAACGGAAGUGGCAUUGGUGGUUGUACAAGACCUGAAACACCUCCGAUAGCAACAGUGAUGCCUCUGACUCCAACCAAAUGCGGACCCCGUCUCGCUGUCACUGUCAUAGCUCCCAGGCGCGUCGGAACCCUCUACCUCUAAUGCAUAAAUUCGACGUAACAUCAUAAAACUUAAGAAAACUGAGAAAAUGAAGAAAAAUUUGUUCUUAACUAAAAUGAAAAGAAAAAUAGAUAUUGUUAUAGAAGUGAUAAAUAUGCAAAAAGGAAAAAACGUGUGACAAUUUUAUACGCUGAGAUGCUAAUAGGAAAAAUUGAAUGCGCGAAGCAACAAUCUUAUAUAUGCAAAAGCUUCAUUACAAUCCUUAGCAGAUAUCAAAGA